Messenger RNA from Erythranthe guttata (spotted monkey flower), 863 nucleotides. RefSeq lists its product as uncharacterized. Lineage: Eukaryota; Viridiplantae; Streptophyta; Magnoliopsida; Lamiales; Phrymaceae. The record is from RefSeq and is a predicted model, not a curated record. Gene Ontology annotation, cellular component: chloroplast.
AUAAGAAAAGAAAAAUCAGUGGUUAAGAGUUAUCCGACGAAUUUUAUCUUCCUGCGCGGGCGGGAGAGAUACUGUAGUAUGGCCGCUACCACCGCAACCAGCGGCUGUAAAACCACCACCGCCACCGCCUUCUUCCGCCUUUCGUCCCCCAAACCACCGCCAUCUCAGAAAUUUUCUCCGUUUUCCAAACAACUUAUUUCCUCUUACAGAUGCUCAAUUUCCUCUGUAGCUAUCACCCAAUCCCAUAUCUCUUCGCCGGCGUCGGCGGCGGCGCCGCCCAUUGGUCGGAUGAUCCGGCGUUCUGUUUCUUCGCCUGAAACAAGUGUUGUUGAAGAAGAAAACGCAGAAGAAAGUGGGAACUCUGGCUCUCUUCCUUCACUAACGGGUUGUAAAGCAUGUGGAAGAGAGGAUAUCGAAAGGGGAUGUAAUGGUAAAGGAAGAAUUCAAGGCGGGAUUGCCGUUGUACCUGGCUUUGGUUGGUGGCCGAUAAAAGCUUAUCGGCCUUGCCCUGCUUAUGUGGCAUCUGGCGGCAGGUAUCGACGAAGGGGCCAAAGCAUGGAUGAGGUCAUCUCCGGAAAUGGGGUCAGAGACUCUUGAGAUGGGCCCCGCCAAUCACGGGCCUCGAUCAAAAGCAAGAAGGAGGGGCUUACUAUAAGAUAUUCAAGAGGUGACGAUGAGGUCAUCUUAUCUGCCCCCGUGCUCGAAAACGAGUGAAUGUUGAUGUAAAAUUGUCGGAAAAUAUAUUUGAUUCGUACUUUUACUUGGAACUGUUCGAUUCGUUCUCAUGAAAUAUACGAGCUUGUUUCAAUUAUAGGUUUUUUUUCCGUAAUUACACCUAAUGUCAGGGGGAUGGUUGUAAUUUA